UCCCUUAAAACCAAUAAAAUAGUACUUCUCUGCAACGGUAACUAGUCUGCAAGCCAAACGAAGAUGCUCUCGCUGAUAUAUACGUGUACAUCCUACUCAAAAUCAAGGACGCCCACCGCGCCCCCCUACGUCAGAGAAGAGUCAUGUCCGCCUUGGAAGCUCGAGUCUCUCUCGUCUUCGCCCUAGCUUCCCAGCAGGCUUCUUCCCUCUCUAAGGAAAUUAAUUGCUCCAACAAUUCUAACUUAUUUGCUCUCGUUUUCAGUCUAUUCAAAACUUCGCUGAUCCUUUUUUUUCUUUUGGCCUCAGUUUUGAUGGAUGUGGCGAGUGAUACCGCGAAAUAUGUGUUUCAAAGAGUUCCGGAUCUUGAGACGGUUGAAUAUGAAGUUUUGAGUAGGAGAGACAAGUACGAGAUUAUAGUAGUUGAGCCAUACUACAUAGCAGAAACAAAAAGAUGGUGGAUGUAAAUCCUACUAAAACCAAGGACGCCCACCACGCCCCUACGUCAGAGAAGAGUCAUGUCCGCCUUCGAAGCUCGAGUCUCUCUCGUCUUCGCUAUAGCUUCCCAGGCUUCCUUCCUCUCUAAGGGAAGCAAUUGCUCCAACAAUUCUACGUUUAACUACUUUUACUAACUUAUUUACUCUCUUUUUCAGUCCAUUCAAAACU
Tripterygium wilfordii is the source of this 663-nucleotide messenger RNA. Its product is annotated as heme-binding-like protein At3g10130, chloroplastic. The coding region runs from base 144 to 464 and encodes 106 amino acids. The record is from RefSeq and is a predicted model, not a curated record. The transcript is spliced from 3 exons. Lineage: Eukaryota; Viridiplantae; Streptophyta; Magnoliopsida; Celastrales; Celastraceae.